AUGGAAGAGGACUUAGCUAAGCUAUGGAACAAAUUGUCUCUUACUAAGGAAGAAAGGUAUGAACUUGUUAUAACAGAGCAAGAUGUACAAGUAACAACUGAAAAAAGAAAAUUAUGCUUAGUGAGAAAAUUUAUUGCUGACAAAAGGGUAAACCGUGAUGCUUUUAAGAGCACUAUGAUGAAAUGGAAAGCCACGACAAGUAUUAGAAUUUUUGACGUAGGGGAAAACUUAUUCCUGUUUGAAUUUAAAUCUGAUAAAGAUAUGUGUAAGGUGUGGGAGGGCCAGCCGUGGAUGUUUGAUAUGAACCUCUUAUGCUUAAAGAUGUUUGAUGGUCUUACUCCACCAGCAGAGUUAUCCUUUACUCAUACUAACUUAUGGGUACAAUUUUAUAAUUUACCAUUUGGGUGCAUGAAUAAGAAGGUUGGAACUCGUAUAGGAAAUUCUAUUGGAAGAGUUACACAAGUUGACUCUAAUGGUAAUGGUAAUUUUUGGGGGAGAUUUAUAAGAGUUUUGAUUGAAGUUGAUCUUAUGAAACCAAUAGCAAGAGGAAAAAUGAUGGAUUUGUUUGGCCAACUUACGUUUGUGCAGUUUAAAUGUAAAAGGCUACCUCGUUUGUGCUUUAAGUAUGGUGUUAUUAAAUAUGCUAAAGGUGGUUGUGUAGGACAUAGUAGUUUGGAGUCAACUGGGAUGGCCAAAACAAAACAAUAUGGAUCAUGGUUAAGGGCUUCUAGCUCUGGUCCAAAUUUUGAAUUUGCUCACAACUUAGGUAAUUAG
This is a messenger RNA of Carya illinoinensis, 774 nucleotides long. RefSeq lists its product as uncharacterized. The coding region runs from base 1 to 774 and encodes 257 amino acids. The transcript has a single exon. The record is from RefSeq and is a predicted model, not a curated record. NCBI's taxonomy places the organism in Eukaryota, Viridiplantae, Streptophyta, Magnoliopsida, Fagales, Juglandaceae.